CUUGGCCAAGCUAUUGUCGAAUAUCCGUCUUGGGUAAUCAUGGCGGAAGGUAGGGGUACGUCCAAAGAGACUCAAAAGCUGGCACCUAGCCAUGGUCCACUAUCUGGCAACAAUAGCCGCCGUACAAGGACCGAAAGGGGAGCGAUGGGUAGAAUCUUGGGCGGUGCUACACGGGUGUUGACUGGGCGAAAGUCAGAGGAACCGAUAAGCCCAUCCUCAGACUCCCUUGAGCGCCCAGAUAAGGAACGAGAUUCGCGGGCAAAAAAAGCCCAUGAAGCUACUGGAACAGGGGCCGAUACAAAGUCGCAUGGUGCUCACAUUAAUAAUAGAGCCCAUAAAAGAGACAUCAAGUACCUCCACCAAGACAAAGAAAAGGGUGUGCCAAUUGAGGAAUGGAAGGAGAAAUACAAUCUAUUACGCCAGGAAUUCGAGGCUCAGUCCCAGCGCCUAGCAGAGGAAGUACACCAGCAUGAAAGUGAUCGCCAACAACAACGGUCCGCGUACGAAUACAAGCUGCAGCAACGUGAUACAAAAAUUCGAAAGCUCAACGAAAUCCUUUCUCGGUUAUCGGAGGAUAAUGAACAUUUGCAGACCAUAGUUGUCGCGCAUCAAGAACAUGCUCUCCAGUCAAUGGCGUCAAACAACGGAUGGGCUCCUAAGGAGGACAGGGUUGUUAGGGAUGAGUUGCUCAAGCUGGAUGGCAAGAUACGCUCCUGGGCCAGAAGUUACAGUGUCAAGUCUCUCACUGAUUUAGACAAUAUUCAAGAUAAUGAGAAGGACAAGGUCAUUCAGGAAUUGGGCGAAUACUGUCGGGAACAGGAUUGGGCGUCGCUGAUGUGCAAAGUAUCGUUUUCCUUCGAUAAGGUCCCAGUUAUCCUUUUACAAGCCUUAUUAGCCAAGGAUGUGUUUGGGAGGAUGUUUGUGGACCCAUUUUUUGCCUUCGGAAAGGUCGGCGAUGAUAACAGUCUUCCCGAGCCGGCAGCAUUGGACAGGCUUUACAAGUACAUGAUACAGGUUCAUGAGGCAGAAGCGCACACUUGGCGCUCACAGACCAUACGAAUUCUUUCCACUGCAACUGAUCCGCACACCAAAACCAAACCUAUCUUGCAGGAGAGGAUUGAGGAACUUAGCAGUGGACUUGUGACAAAUUUCCUCGGUAGCUCAGCCUGCACUCUUCUUCGAUCAUUGGAUACAGAUCAUGCCAAGAAAAUGAAUCAGGAGCUCCAAUCGCUGUACGCCGCGGCUGCACAUCUCGCAUUGUCGCUUUGGAGUCAGCCGACGUUAAUGGUCUGUAGAAACCAGCAACAUCUGCCAGACUUCGCCAUCGCCAGUCCAAUGAUGAUUGCACACCGUUUGCAUCAUUUGGACGAAGAGGAUAGCAGGUUGGAUGGUAAGCAGGUGCUCCUUGUUAUUCGACCGGUUGUCCUGGCCUUCGGUACGGUAAAUGCCGAGCACUAUGAUCUAUCGAAGGUGUGGGCCCCAGCAACUGUGGUGGUAAAUGAAAAAUCAUGAGAGACAUUGUGUUCUUAGAUUAGAGGAGCUUAGCAC
Molecule: messenger RNA, 1548 nt
Organism: Aspergillus caelatus
Lineage: Eukaryota; Fungi; Ascomycota; Eurotiomycetes; Eurotiales; Aspergillaceae
Exons: 4
Coding region: 40-1512 (490 amino acids)
Source: RefSeq, a predicted model, not a curated record